UGCAUACAGCAGAUUCUAGAAAGUGUAAAUCAUUGCCACGUAAAUGGCAUAGUGCACAGGGACCUAAAGUCAUUGCAUUCAGCAGAUCCUAGAGGCUGUGCUCCACUGCCACCAGAUGGGCGUGGUCCACCGCGACCUCAAGCCAGAGAAUUUGCUCCUAGCCAGCAAGCUGAAGGGGGCAGCAGUGAAACUGGCAGAUUUCGGCCUGGCCAUUGAAGUGCAGGGAGACCAGCAGGCAUGGUUCGGUUUUGCCGGGACACCAGGGUACCUGUCCCCAGAGGUGCUGAGGAAAGACCCCUAUGGCAAGCCGGUGGACAUGUGGGCCUGUGGUGUGAUCCUCUACAUCCUCCUGGUGGGAUAUCCUCCAUUCUGGGAUGAGGACCAGCACAGACUCUACCAGCAGAUUAAAGCUGGGGCUUAUGAUUUCCCAUCUCCUGAGUGGGACACAGUGACUCCAGAGGCUAAAGACCUGAUCAACAAGAUGCUGACCAUUAAUCCAGCCAAGAGAGUGACCGCCACAGAUGCACUCAAACACCCCUGGAUCUGCCAACGCUCCACUGUGGCAUCCAUGAUGCACAGACAGGAGACUGUGGAGUGCCUGAAGAAAUUCAACGCCAGAAGGAAACUCAAGGGUGCUAUCCUGACUACUAUGCUUGCCACUCGCAACUUCUCAGCAGCCAAGAGCCUGCUGAACAAAAAACCAGAUGGUGUCAAAAUCAACAACAAGGCCAAUGUGGUCACCAGCCCCAAAGAGCCUGUCCCCACUCCUUCUCUGGAGCCUCAGACCACUGUUAUCCACAACCCAGCUGAUGGAAACAAGGAGUCCAGUGAGAGUGCCAACACUACCAUCGAGGACGAGGAUGUGAGAGCUCGGAAGCAGGAGAUCAUUAAAGUCACCGAGCAGCUGAUCGAGGCCAUCAACAACGGCGACCUCGAGGCAUACACGAAGAUAUGUGAUCCUGGCCUCACGUCCUUUGAGCCCGAGGCCUUGGGCAACUUGGUGGAGGGCACCGACUUCCACCGUUUCUACUUUGAGAACGCUCUGUCCAAGAAGCAGCCCGUCCACACCAUCCUGCUCAACCCCCACGUCCACCUGAUCGGGGACGAGGCCGCCUGCAUCGCCUACAUCCGCCUCACCCAGUACAUCGACAGCAACGGCAUGCCUCGCACCAUGCAGUCAGAGGAGACCCGCAUCUGGCACCGCCGCGACAGCAAGUGGCAGAACAUCCACUUCCACCGCUCCGGCUCGCCCACCGUGCCCACCAAUUGAGAGGAAGAUCUUUGACUACAAACACCCUCCAGCCUACAGCAGUCAGCUGAACAGACCCCGCCUACCAAGUGUCCAUCAGAUCCCUCAGCCAAUCCCUGCCCAUGAUAGCUAGAGCUCCGCCCCCUCAGUGUGUUGUUUACAUAUUGUUGCUGCUGGACUGAAGAUUAUUGUACAUGUUAAAGGGGAAAAAACGCGGGAGAAAACUUCAAGUCUUGACAAUAUCAUUUUGUAGUGAGCGUGUGUGGUGUUGAUUACGGGAUAUUACCAUCUGCAGCAUGUUUUAUUUCCUUAUUUUAGAUCAGUAUGUUUUAAAUAGAAGUGGCUUUUAGGAGCAAGUUGUUUCAGUUGGUUGAUUUUUAAUGGGCUGGUGAAUUAUGUGAGACUUUCAGUCAUCAUGUAGUGACAGUCUUUGGGUUUAAUAUUGCACAUAUUGAGGACUCAUGAGCUGUUGUGAUGUUUUCCGCCUUUGGGCACAAUGACCAAUAUAUCACAUAUCUGCUUUUUACUCAUCUAUCUUUUCUGAAUUGCCAUCUUAUUGAUUGCUUGCUUUUGUUUUGGUGAUGUAUAGGUUUUGGUAAUUGAUGUAAAUCGUUCUCUUAACUUAAUCUUUAGCAGUAUCCAUAUGAACUGAGUUGGCUAAUUUUACCAAUCUGUUUUCUGGUUUGCCAUUGGCACUAAGUAUGUUUACUAGGAACUUUAACUAGGUGUCUAAAAGGGAAAGUCCAUUGAUUGAAAAUAUGUUCUACUGUGGACCACCAUGUUCACAGAGCAGCAUGUGAGAAGAGUUGUGAUAGAAUGUAAACUGUAGAGAUGCAUAUCAUUCUUUAAGACCAUUCUGUGACUCUUUCCAGUCAGAUCAUAUUUUCAUACAGUAAGGAGCUAAUUAUGUGAAUUUUAUCAGUUCUAUUUUGUUGUGUUUACUUUUUAUAUUGUGAUAUUGAUGAUCGUCCCUCCACUUCUCAUUAUAAUUGCUUUCCUUUCAGCCCCUUUAUCCUUUAUUGGCGAUCCUUUAUUCUCUGUUCGACUGGUGUACGCCAUGUUCCACAGCACCACGUUUUACACUGGACAAGACUAGAGCAGAAUCAGGAUGUUGAUACUGACAGGAACGCCAAAUUCAGCUGAAACAUUUCAGACGUUUCCCAUUCCUUUUAGCCACAGGGAAUUGAAUUAUUAGCCAGAAUAACUGAGCAGUAAAUCCCCAUUCUAGUUGUUCUGUUACUCUCUGAUGUUAUUUUAGUGUCACUGUUGGAUUAGAGGGGAAGGGGAUUGUGGGCAUCACUUGUGGGUUCGUAUAUUCCAGAGCUUCAGAUUAGGGUGAGCACAGCUAGAGGAAGCAGUCACAUUCAAAGAUAAAGUCACAGGGUGUCUAAUGAUGGUUCUGUUUGUGUAAAGGAUAUUGAGAUUUUUUGUUCAGAAAACUGUCUGCAUUCUUUUGUUUGAUCACAUUUGUCCCUCAAACACACUCUGUUUUUAUCUUUCUAAGACGCAUUGAAAUUCCCGAUGGGGCACUGGUAUAUAAUGUUACCAUGAUGGGACAAGCCUGAUGUACGUUUAAGAAAUAUCAAAUAAAAUGUGUGAUUUAUGCCAAAUGA
Messenger RNA from Morone saxatilis (striped sea-bass), 2862 nucleotides. RefSeq names its product calcium/calmodulin-dependent protein kinase type II delta chain. The transcript is spliced from 16 exons. Gene Ontology annotation, cellular component: neuron projection; cytoplasm. Bases 116 to 1270 code for a protein of 384 amino acids. Gene Ontology annotation, molecular function: calcium/calmodulin-dependent protein kinase activity; calmodulin binding; ATP binding. The record is from RefSeq and is a predicted model, not a curated record. Lineage: Eukaryota; Metazoa; Chordata; Actinopteri; Moronidae. Gene Ontology annotation, biological process: protein phosphorylation.